AUGAACCCUCCACCGCAGCCACCGGAGCAUUUUGGGGUACUCGUGCACACCGAGUUGGUCGUUGCAGAGUUUCGAAUGGGAGAUGGGAUGACCUGGAUUAGGCACACUACUACUGUUUUCGUAGAUAUAGGAGAUUGGGACCCAACGGCCGUACCCCCGAUAGACGGAGAGUUGACUAGUGCGGAUACUAGUUUAGCUCAGUCAGGUUUGCAUUCAGCGGCCACAGCUCAGGGAUCUUCAGAGGCUGAGCAUGAACCCGAGCCCGAAGCGUCGCAAGCUGAAGACGAUCCGAUGGACAUCGAUUUGGAACCGAUCCCCGAGGAAGAACCAGAGGAAGCGGAGGCCGAGGUAGAACCUGAGGUGGAACCCGAAGUGGAACCCGAGGACGAACCUGGCGAGUCUGAAGAGCCUGGAUUAAUUGUGAAUUCCGAUGUGGCUUUAAAUCUAUGA
This is a messenger RNA of Syzygium oleosum, 450 nucleotides long. RefSeq lists its product as uncharacterized. The record is from RefSeq and is a predicted model, not a curated record. Bases 1 to 450 code for a protein of 149 amino acids. The transcript has 3 exons. NCBI's taxonomy places the organism in Eukaryota, Viridiplantae, Streptophyta, Magnoliopsida, Myrtales, Myrtaceae.